This is a messenger RNA of Harmonia axyridis, 1178 nucleotides long. Its product is annotated as transmembrane emp24 domain-containing protein 5-like. Gene Ontology annotation, cellular component: COPII-coated ER to Golgi transport vesicle; endoplasmic reticulum-Golgi intermediate compartment; Golgi apparatus. The transcript has a single exon. Bases 93 to 791 code for a protein of 232 amino acids. Lineage: Eukaryota; Metazoa; Arthropoda; Insecta; Coleoptera; Coccinellidae. Gene Ontology annotation, biological process: intracellular protein transport; endoplasmic reticulum to Golgi vesicle-mediated transport; Golgi organization. The record is from RefSeq and is a predicted model, not a curated record.
AUUAACCAACAAAAAAGAUGAUUAGUUGAUAUAGAAAUGAUCAAUUUCAAAUUAUGUAGAUAGCAGGGGCAGUUUAUCAGUAUUCCUCAAAAAUGAAGUGUUUGGUAUUUUUUUUACUUUGUUGCUUCAAAAUCGUAUUCAGUAAUGAAAGAGAAUUAACAAUAAGCAUUGAUCCCGGAAGAGAGGAUUGCUAUUUCCAUGCAGCAAAAACAGGAGACGUUAUUGAUAUAGAAUAUCAAGUUUUGGAUGGUGGUCACGGAGAUUUGGAUAUUAUAUUCCAUCUAGUAGAUCCAAAUGGCAGAAUAUUAGUUGCUGAUUACAAGAAACCUGAAAAUAAUCAUCGAGUAGAUGCUGUGAUUGAUGGAGAUUAUAAAUUGUGCUUUGACAACACCUUUAGUUCAUUCAACACCAAAACAGUGUUUUUCGAGCUCAUUAUAGAAAAUGAAGAUAAUAUAGGAUUGGGAAAAGAUAAUAUUAAGUUUCAUGAUUUAAAUACCGACCAGUAUGAUGUAACCAUUGAUGAUGUCCAGGAAAGAAUUGAUACAGUUCGCACAAAUUUGAAUAAAAUCAGGCACUAUCAAGAUCAAUUUAAAUCUUUGGAAGUGAGAGACAGAAAUGUAAUAGAAGAAGUUUUUUUCUUUGUGAAUGCAUACUCAAUUAUACAGCUGUCUAUAAUGCUUUUUGUUGGGUUUGUACAAGUUAUCAUGAUCAAAAGCUUAUUUGAAGAUUCAUCUAAAGCACAUAUUUUAUGGAAAAGAAUUGCAAUAUAUUUGUUUGUGAAAGAUGUUUGAGCAAUAUUAUAUAAUGUGAUCAUGGGUGGAUUGUUGCAAGUUUUUAUGAUUUUUUUUACUUAAAUCAAUCACAAUUAUGUGCCAGUAUCAGAGAACUGUAUUCAUUAUCUUAUUUGACUGAAAAAAGAUGUGAUUGAAUAAUUCUAAAACCAAAGGGUAAAGGGUGUUUAAUUUGUGUUUGUUUUGGAUAUUAAAUACCAUUUCUACUAUCUAUAAUUCUAUACUAUUGUCUAUUAUCCUAAACUUCUUUUUUUCAUUUCAUGUAUUAUUUAUGUAUAAGAGUAGAAAAACUGGAAUUCUUCAUUUCUUUGAGUUGUGUCAUGUGUGUACUUAAGAUGAUUGCUUUAUUUAUUUGGUUGUGAUUAAAAUUGACAGAUAAGACUUAAA